AUGCCCACCUACGAAGAAACCCUCGCUCGUAUGAAGCGUACCCUGGACAACGUCGACGGCGACGUCGACGACCAGCCAGAUCAACUCGAAGAACCCGCGAAAAAGCGCGGUAGGCCGUCUGAUCCCUCACGCGCGGCGACCUCUUCGCGUACCAAGAGCGCGACUUCCACCGGCGGUCGCAAGAAGAAGGCGACCCCUCCUCCGGUCGACAACCGUCCCAUUCUCAAGCAGAUCGAUGAAAUCCCCCUCGCGGGAAUGUCACGGUCUACGACAACUGCGACGAAGCUCUCCUUUGAGCAUCUCGGUGGUGCGGAUGGACCGGUAAACUCAAACUCCCUUGGUACCCUCUUGGGAUACAAGGGCAAGACGAAAGGAGCCGCGAACAAAUGCUACUACGCCGGCUACGUGUUCUGUGAAAAGUUGCGCAUUCUCCAGGGAAAAAAGAAGACCAAGAAGAGGUUGGAUUGCGAACAUGAAUUGCCGACCGGUUACGACUACGGAGAGGGCUCUGGAAGGCAGUCUGCAUACGUUUUUGCCGGUGACACCCUUGCACAGGACAAGUGGGGUCGCUUGGAAGCCGUACCAAAGCGUGGGUACGGGUGGUGA
Molecule: messenger RNA, 606 nt
Organism: Saitoella complicata NRRL Y-17804
Lineage: Eukaryota; Fungi; Ascomycota; Saitoellomycetes; Saitoellales; Saitoellaceae
Exons: 2
Coding region: 1-606 (201 amino acids)
Source: RefSeq, a predicted model, not a curated record